Molecule: messenger RNA, 2239 nt
Organism: Neocloeon triangulifer
Lineage: Eukaryota; Metazoa; Arthropoda; Insecta; Ephemeroptera; Baetidae
Product: SET and MYND domain-containing protein 4-like
Exons: 5
Coding region: 194-2083 (629 amino acids)
Molecular function (GO): protein binding
Source: RefSeq, a predicted model, not a curated record
GCCGGAGCCAACGCCGGAGCGUCGAGAAAAUUCUGAUGGCGUGGUGCCUCGUUCUCUCGCGAAAUUUCGUUGUUUUCUCUGCGGUUUGAAUCGCAAAUUGAUCAUUUAUCGGUUUUACUGCAUCCCGCCCGUGGCUGAUUGUGCGCGAUAUUCCUGCGUGUAAAGAGAUCAUCAAGGAUUUAUUGUAGCAAAAAUGACGGCGGCAUCCAAUUCUUCCGCUGUUGAUCGAGUGGUGGGCAGCGCAAUGCCUACCAUUAUUGGUGGUUUGCAGAAGCGUUUUGAAGGCAUGACUGUGGAAGAAAAGAUCGACAUCUUUUCGCCGCUCGUUCUCCGGAGCGACCCUGACCAGCUGAUGACAUCGGGCGAUGUUCUGCUGAAGAAGAGCAACUAUUGGAGCGCCAUCGUUUCGUACAACAAGAGCCUGAUGAUGUCACCUGCCGCCUGCAGCGAGCUGCGUGGCCAGGUCUACCUGAAGCGCAGUCACGUCCUCUUGACCCUGGGCUUUUACCAAGAGUCCAUCAGCGACGCCCAACUCGCCUUGAAAAACAACUGCCCUGAAAAGUUUGCCACCCGCUUGCACCUGCAAAUCGCUCAGGCCAAGAAGGCCCUGGGUCGGAUGGGUGAGGCCGAGGAGGAGAUGAAAACCAUCGGGCAGAUCAUUGACAAACUGGAGAUCAAACCUGAGGCCAAGGAAAAGUGCAUGGAAGGUCUGAGGAAGGGAUUUGAAGAGGACCACAAGCCUGUGAUGCCUCGCAUCAGGGUCGAGUACCUGCCGCCGCCUCCUUUGAGCUACGGACCAAACCCUGAAGACCCACGAGUGUCGGACGCUCUCACCAUCGAGGAGGACAACAGUCUGGUUGCCAAGAGGAGGAUCAACUUAGGUGACGUCCUGGUCGUCGAGGACCCUUUGUUUUACAUCAACUCGUCCAUGAUCACAAGCCUCGAGCCCAGCUGGAUCCAUUGCUCAGAGUGCUUCAAACAGUGCCUCAAUCUGCAGCCUUGCUCAACCUGCUUGCUGGUGUUGUACUGCAGCCAGGAGUGUGCAGAUGAAGCCUGGCAGAAGCACCACAAAGUGGUGUGUGCCCCGGCCAGAAAGAUUUUCAACAAGAUGCGUGUGGCCAGCAGAGAGGGCAACAAAAACAAUAUUCACGAAGUCAUCGGUGGGUCCAACCAGGCCCUGGAGAUGCUGGCAGUUUUUGGAGUGGAUAACUGUGCUGGGGCGCUCGUCAAUGGCCAAGUCUCGAGCGACGCCUCCCCUGAACUCAAAGACUUCUUGAACUUGCAGGCGGGACCGAUUGAAACAGAAAUUGUCGCCCACAAUAGUGCCAAUGAAGCAGAAACAGUCGAGAUGGUUGUGGAGAGCAUCGACGGCCUCGACAAGGACAAGAAGGCCAGUCUGCGCGAGUUCCUCAGGAGGGCCAUGCCCAUCGUCCUCACUUACACCGGACUCAUUCGUGACGUGGUGCUGGAGCGCAAAAAGGACAAACUCAUCGGCAAGGGGGAAAUUGUCGGCCAAGGCUUCUACCCCAGACUCAGGUCCGUGCCCAGAGGGUGCGAAGCAAACGCCGUGAUUUGCUCCUACCUGAAGACCAGCGUGGUCAAAGCCCUGCGGCCCAUCGAGGCCGGCGAAAGGAUUUUCUUCAUCGCCUCCCUCUCCUACAGUGCCUUCCCCAAAGCCGCAAGACAGGCGCAUUUCAUGGAUUGCUACGGGCCAAACUUUAAGUGCAUCAAAUGCAGGCCUUGCAGCGAGGAUUGGCCUCUGUCGGAGAACCAUCCUCUCGUCCAUGACUUCAUCGAGAAGAAUCCCAAGUAUUUCACGAGUGGACUGCUGAAGGAGUUUUGGGCUUUGCUUAAUACUACCGAGAAGCAUUCUCUGAACUGGUGCACCCCUGAAAAACUGGACUUGUGCAACAGAAUCCUCGAGUUGUACGUGGGAAACAGGAGAGAUGAUGUCCAGUGCAACUACAUCCUCGAGCUGCUGGGACUUCACUUUCCCACCACAACGAAGAGGUAUGUCGAAGGCAACAACACUGUUGCCUUGCCUGACCUUGACCACUGCCUUGUCUUUAAGAAUGUUGAAUAACUUCAAGCUGUUGAUCAACAAGGUGAGACUUGUCAAGUUAUUUUGAUUUUAUAAUGAAACUGAAAUUGACGGAGAAAUAAUUAAAAUUGUUAAUAGGGUUUAUUUGUACGAACAAUUUCUGCUUAUCUGCCAAUAAAACGUAAUGAAAACCUUCAA